This is a messenger RNA of Acanthoscelides obtectus, 1428 nucleotides long. Lineage: Eukaryota; Metazoa; Arthropoda; Insecta; Coleoptera; Chrysomelidae. The record is from the annotation of a GenBank genome assembly.
GUGCUUUGUGAAUGACGUUACUAGGUACGCGACAACGACUUAUGAAGUCGUUGGUACGCGAUGUGUCAUUAUUUGUAAAAACAACUGUCAUUGCCAGUUUUAUAAUUGUCAGAUGGAAAAGCAAACAUCAAACAUUUUGGUACUGUAUUGUUAUUGUGUUAUGUGCGCUUCACUUCCUAUAUUUAGUGUUUAUCUUGGCGAUAAAAAAUUCGCUUAGUUAUUUGACUGCAGUUGCCAAAACCUAUUUUCUAACUCGCCAAAUCUGAUGCUUUGUCAGUUGGGCUGAUUCGGUAGGUUUCACGCCGAUUUCCAGCGAUGGAAGAAUCGUUAGGCGCUCAAUAUGCAAUGCAAAUCGCGGUGCACACUUUGCGAGACAGAUGCAAGAGCCUGCAGCAGCGGAUAGCGCAGUUGGAGGAUGAAAAUGUGGAACUACGGGUCAGGUGCGAUAGACAAGAAGUCAACGAGUCUUCCCUCUCGGAAUUGGAUACACUUAAAGAGCAGAUCACACAUUUGACUGAGCAUAGAGACCAGCUGCAAGAAAAAAUCAGAAUGGUCACCUCUGAAAAUCAGGACCUCUGGAGCAAGCUUGGAAAACUGAUCAAUGUAAACAAGAAUCUGGGAGAACAGUUGAAGAAAAUAAAUGACACAGUCACACAGCAUACCACUCCCCAACAUACCGCCCUGAUAAGAUCCAAAACCUUUACGCAAGAUCAUCCACAAACAAAAGUGUUACAGAAAAAUCUGGAAAUGAAUGAGAAAAUAAGUCUAGAGUUGGAAAAUGUUUCAUUGAAGUUGAUGGAUAGCUUUUCGAAACAGAAGAUGGAACUAGAAGAGAUUUGUUCUGAAAUUGAUAAGAUGAGAGAGAGCGGGGAGGAUGUGAUUAGUGAAAAUUGUGGAUUUUACUUUGACGAAGAAAUCGAAGAUGAUAUGGUUGAAGAAUUUAAGUAUUUGGUAGACGACCUGGCCGCAUUGAAAGAACAAGCUCUUGAACAACGAAAGGUAUUAGAAGAAAAUUUGAGGCAUAUAGAAUCGAUUAAAGAUUCAAAUGCUUGCCAAGCGUGUGAUAACAGGCAGAACAGCUUGCUAGACAAAAGCACGUCAACUGCCGACAUUCCUAAAAACAUCGUCGACAAAGCAACAGAAACACAAAAUUUUACUGUUGACGAAUCCGCUAAAACAACAAAAUCGUCGCCAGCCGAUUUUGACCAAGUAUGCCCAAUUUGCGCGAAGUUGUUUGGUAAGAAUGUAGAGUUCUCGAUAUUCCAGCAACAUGUGGAAGAUCACUUCACUCCUGACGUGACAUCCUAUGAAAUUUUAUGAAAGUAUUAUCUUUAUACUUUAGGUGAAAUAUUUUGUUAAGAGGCGUAGCACCUCUAGUGAUGUAUAUAUUAUUAUUUAUUGACAAUACAUUAUAUUUUUUUCUAUGAA